This is a messenger RNA of Besnoitia besnoiti, 540 nucleotides long. Its product is annotated as SAG-related sequence. Gene Ontology annotation, cellular component: membrane. NCBI's taxonomy places the organism in Eukaryota, Apicomplexa, Conoidasida, Eucoccidiorida, Sarcocystidae. The transcript has 2 exons. Bases 1 to 540 code for a protein of 179 amino acids. The record is from RefSeq and is a predicted model, not a curated record.
AUGGUGUUGGCUGGUAGCAGAAGAGCCGGGAUCGCGAAGGCUCUCGCCAUCACUUGCUUGGUGGCAGGACAAGGCAUCAGCCGAGCGGAACCGCCGCCUGUUGACGGGCACGACGUAGAAAUCAAUGUUGCCAAAGCCGGUGCGCUUCUGAAACUGAAAUGCGACAGCGAAUUGAUCUUUCAACCCGCAAACGAGGCAGAGGUCUCCGAUGACAACGACGGACAGUGCACGAGGUCGCCGCCCCUGGAUACCCUGGUUCCCAAGGCUGAAUUGAAAAAGCCCGAAGGUGACAAGUCUGCAUUCACGCUGAGUGUUCCUCGUCUUCCUUCGGGGUCUGAGGCCAAGACGCUGUGCUACAACUGCAUUCCGAUGGUUUCCAAGGAGGGUUUGCGAUCAGAGGGUGGCUGUAAUAUCCGAAUCAAGGUGCAGUCCCAUGAUCAGGCUGAGUCCGUUUCCUCGGAUUUGAGAGGCCAGCGAGCUCGGAUUCUGUCGAUCACUGCCGGUGCGGUUGACGCCGCACUAGCUAUUUCGUCAGUUUGA